AUUGUUGCUGCUGCUGAGAAAACGGUAAAAAUAUGAGUGUGAACAGGUACCUCUGUUUGUGUGGUAUACUUGCCGCAUGCUUGUUUGUGGUUGUAGAAAACACGGUGGAGUACCAUACUAUUGAUCAGAGGGUACCGUGUCCAUACUAUGGACUUGAGAGCAAUCGAUUCACAACCAGAAAUGAUGGCCUAGUAAAUUGUUCAUGGUAUGCACAGAAGACAUGCUGUAAGCGGACUGAAGUGACGUCAGUUUUUUCCGACAUGUUUUCCUUGUAUGGAGCCACCAAAAACUGUAAAAAUCACAUGAACUAUCUCAUGUGUUACUUCUGUGACCCAGACCAGUAUCGCUGGUACAAAAGCAAGGCCCACGUUUGUGCUGACUUUUGCAGAGCUGUAUUUGAUCACUGCAAGGAUGCAAAAUAUGAUGGCAAAACUAUUGGAGCAAACUAUCGUAACGGAACAGAUUUCUGUGAGGCCCAGAACUUCCAUGUGGUAGAGGGAGAUAACUGCUUUGACUUUGAUCCUACAGUGUUUGGACGGGCACAGAUAGCACAGGAAGGCAACUUGGGAUUAUUAAUGUCUCUGAUUAUAGGAUCAUUAUUUCUUACUCUAACAGUUAACUAGUUCCCAGUAUAACAUCUAGUACUUAGAUUGUAAAAACUGAUUAAUUUUAUCAUCGGAUAACUUUCACUCUCAAAAUUGCCCUGUGCAAUCUGGUAAAUAGUUUUCAGUUUUUGUUAGUAUGAAAUGAGAAAUAGCUUCAGGUUUGGUUUGUCCAAUCUGAGAAAUAGCUUCUGGUUUGGUUUGUCCAAUCUGAGAAAUAGCUUCAGGUUUGGUUUGUCCAAUCUGAGAAAUAGCUUCAGGUUUGGUUUGUCCAAUCUGAGAAAUAGCUUUGGGUUUGAUUUGCAUAAAAUGAGAAAUAGUUUCAAGUUUGACAUGUAGAACAUGAGAGCUGCGAUUACAAGGGAAAAGAUAAAUUGCUCUCACACAGGAGGGUAAAGACAGCUGGCCUGCGUUUUAUGACGCUGCUCAGAAUAACAUAGCAUCAUCAUUUACCAUGAGUAACUAUGUUUUAAAUGAUGACGUCAUUAAUUUUGAUACACAUUCCAAGGAGCGUUGCAGAUGGUGCAAUGAAAAAACUUUCAUAAAAGCUUACAUUGGCUUUCAAGUAUGUGAGAAAAAUAAUAAAACAUGGGUCUGUUCCGUGAACAAGGAUAUAUCAACCCUCAUGUAAGAGUUUGGCUGGCCAGCACUCGACAAGCCUCGUGCUGACUGGCCAAAUUCUUACACGAGAGUUGAGAUAUCCCUGUCCACGGAACAGACCCAUGUUAGAUUCUAUUAAUCUUGUACAAUCUGAGAAUUAGUUUCUAGUUUGUCUUGUACAAUCUGAGAAUUAGUUUCUAGUUUGUCUUGUACAAUCUGAGAAUCAGUUUCUAGUUUGUCUUGUACAAUCUGAGAAUUAGUUUCUAGUUUGUCUUGUACAAUCUGAGAAUCAGUUUCUAGUUUGUCUUGUACAAUCUGAGAAUUAGUUUCUAGUUUGUCUUGUACAAUCUGAGAAUCAGUUAUAGUUUGUCUUGUACAAUCUGAGAAUUAGUUUCUAGUUUGUCUUGUACAAUCUGAGAAUCAGUUUCUAGUUUGUCUUGUACAAUCUGAGAAUUAGUUUCUAGUUUGUCUUGUACAAUCUGAGAAUUAGUUUCUAGUUUGUCUUGUACAAUCUGAGAAUCAGUUUCUAGUUUGUCUUGUACAAUCUGAGAAUUAGUUUCUAGUUUGUCUUGUACAAUCUGAGAAUUAGUUUCUAGUUUGUCUUGUACAAUCUGAGAAUUAGUUUCUAGUUGUCUUGUACAAUCUGAGAAUCAGUUUCUAGUUUGUCUUGUACAAUCUGAGAAUUAGUUUCUAGUUUGUCUUGUACAAUCUGAGAAUUAGUUUCUAAUUUGUCUUGUACAAUCUGAGAAUUAGUUUCUAGUUUGUCUUGUACAAUCUGAGAAUUAGUUUCUAGUUUGUCUUGUACAAUCUGAGAAUUAGUUUCAAGUUUACAAUCUGAUCAUUUAACUACAGUGACAUGCCAAAAUUAUGAGAUCAUGACAUAUUUUUACUUUAUAAUUCAGGCAUUUUGACAAAUUUUCUAUGAAUUUCGAUGACUUCAUUUUUUAGACUCGAUCUAGAAAUGAAAUUAAUGUAUUAAAUAGAUCAAUUGUCAAAAAAAAAGUGGAAAUUCCAGUACAAUGUACUGUUAUAUGAUUUUAUUCCUUUACAUGGGUAUAUAAGGUGGUAGGAAAUUAAGAAUAUAUCAAUUUCUAAUAACAUUCCCAUAGAUACUAAUAAACAGUAUGUUAUAUUAUAUUAUAUUAUAUUAUAUUACAGUUUAGAUCAUGUAUUGUAUGGAAUUUUAUUGUUAUAUGGCCUAUCAACAUUUUAAUCAUUUCAAGCCAAACAACACUGGAUUUUAAGAGUGUUUAUCGAAAUAAAACACUUCAAAUUAAAAUGUUCAUAGUUUACAGGUUAAAUAACUCCAGAAUUAACUUUGAAGUAAGCCUUGAUUCUGAUUAUCUCAUUCAUAAAAAUAGCCAUGGUCCUCAAUAUUUGUAGCCACCAUCGUCAUAUUGUGGAUUUUUCACAUCUCCUUUCCUUUGUGGUUUGUCAGAAUGUCCAUCUUGUAAAUUUGAAUCUUGAUGUACAUGUUUUCUAAUAUAGUUUUACAUGGCAAAUUAUAAGAUGAAGUGGAUUUUCAUGAUGGCCACUAUCUGCCAUUUUGGAUUUUGGUAUUUGAAGUUUGUUCCCACUUUUUCUUGGGAGCUACUGAAGGGAUAUUCUUGAAAUUCAGUGUGUGUUCUUAUUGCUCAGACUUAUAUAAAACCAGUAAAAAUAAUUUAUGAUGGGUGUCUUUAUCCAUUAUGUGGAAAAUCAGGCAGUUAUAUAAUUUGAUUUGCACAGAGAUAUACGUCUCUGAUUUGCAUGCAUAACUUUGAACUCUUUUUAUCACUUUCAAAAAGAAGAUACAUGCAUGUAUUUACACAUUCAAAUGAUUUUUUUUUUAUUCCAAUGCAGUCCAUUUCAUAAGAAGUCCAAUUUGGAAUUUAAUCUUAAGGCAUUGCUUCAAAAUCUCUAAUAUUUCUGUUAUAGGGAAUUAAGUGAUUUCAGACACAUAAUGUUUUAUAUGAGCAAUACAUACAAAAGCAUAUCAGUAAUCAUGUGUGUUAGUAAUUGUCCAGGAAAGCAUCACAGUUCACGAUGAGGAAGAAUUUUACAUCACUUGUUACAGCAAUAUUUACAUUGUUUUAAAGUGGGAUAGUGAUUGGUGAGGAACUAAAGCUUCCGGUUGUUAGGUUGAUAUUUUCAUCAUCGACAAUUUGGUGUUUUUCACCGAAACAUUUUAUAAAUAUAAAUCACAUUUAGAUAGUACUUCUGUAGAAUAUACCACGGUUUGAUACACUCCACUAUAGCUCUUCACACUGAUGUAUUCUCUCUAUAACCUUGUGUCCACAUUUCAUAGUAUGGUUGAUUAUUGUAUGCUUUUUCCAUCAAUAAUGUACAAUAAUACUGUAAAACUGUUUUUCAUGAAAUUUCAAUUAAAACCACUUACACCUUUAUUGAUGUCAAAUAUAUAUAUAGUAACAACUAAUCUAGUGUCGGUAAGUAUAUUUUUUUCUUAAAAUGUUAGUUAGAUAUAUGUAAAUGAAGUCAUUACAAUUGAUUGAACUUAUCUGCAAGCCUCAGAUCUUCAUGAAGAGCUUAUUUACCAUUAACAAAUGGGAAAUUUUAAGUGUUUUUUUAGAGUGAGGUACAGCCACAUCAUAGAUUUUUUUAUACCAUCAUCCACUUUUUAGUCUGAUAUCAGAUAUCAUCUGAUAGGGGCUGUUCAAUUUGCCCUUGGCCCUUGUUAAGAAUUUGUAAUUUUUAGCCUGAUAAAAAAAAAAUGACUGACAGGCAACCAUCUUGGAUUUGGAUAACUAAUACACUGACAAGCUUAAGCUUAAGGUCAAAUUUAGCAUCACAGAAAACAUCUGCAUUGAAGCCAUCAAAAUCUAUACAAUCAAUGUUUUGUUGGUCCGUGAUUUUUAACUCAUUGGGCUGGUAAUUUGUGCCAUGGUGUGGUGUUGGUUUUCCAUCCUGGAGCAUCAACUUUUCCCUAUUAAUGACUUUUUCUCAAUAAUCAAAAGGCCUAGGGUCACAUUAUCUUAAAGGUCACAGACCUCUUCAGAUCUUUAAACAGGUUCUCAAUAUCCAAGAGGUCACGGGUCUUAAUAAUGUGCCAGUUGUAUGCUGGGAUGACAGUCUGGUUAAAACCAGCGGUCGCAUUGCUACGGUUUUUUAGGCGUAGUACGUUGUAAACAUAGCCAUGUAACAGCUGAUUUUAAUCAGAUUGUUUGGAUGAUAAGUUACCAAGUUUGGUCAAUUGAAUGUCCUUGACUUACAUGUACUUGUAACAGGUCAAAUGUGUAAGUCUAUCUGAAUUAUUUGCUGCAAUAAUCACGAGGCCCAGGGUCAUGUUAUUUGGCUAGUAGCAUGCUGAGAUACAAAAAUUUGAAGGUUAUAUGUUGUCAGACAUGUGAUAGUUACUGAUUAGAUAAGGAAUGAAUUCAAGUUCCACUACUAUCAGCUUUGAAAUUCACAUGUAUUUCUCUUCACUGCAUAAACUGCAGAGUAGGUGAACCAUGGGCCAUUUCUUUUUAAUGUAUUUUGAAAUUUUUGCACAUUUUGUGUACAGUGACCUUUUCAACAGAGAAUGUGGCUGUCCAUUCACAGCUUGUCCCAGUUUUGAAAUAAGCCUAAUAAUAUCAGUAUUUAGAUUUGAUAAAAUGUGUGACUACAUGUAACUCAUUUUGUGUUGAUGUUGUACUACCAGACAUUCUGAAGGUAUAUUAGUUAAUAGAGUUUAGGAUGUUCUGAUGUGUUAGUGUCCAGAUUUAAACAUACAGUUGUUUGUAUCUAUGUUCUGAGGUCACCAUGUAAAUAGUGCAGGAGAUUUUAUACACAUCGACGCACAAUGUUUAUUAUGUCACAAUUUAUAAGUAUUAUAAUUGUGUCGCUUACGAUUUUUUUAUCAGAUAUUAUGUAUAAUGAAACAGACAGCAUAUAUAAACUACUUUUUGACCUAUGUAUGAUGGUACCGGUAGACUCCGUAAAAAGGAAUGCAACCAUGCUAACAUAUCUUCUUACUAUAAUUACAAUUAUUGUAUUUAAUAAAGUUCCCUGAAUUAGGGUGAGAGAACCAACAUCCUGGUUGUAGUAAGACGGUAACGGUACAUUAUAGGAAUCUUCUAUGGAUAUCAAACAGUAUUGGCUAGACCUCCAUCAGGAUCCAACUACGGAAUCCAGAUGUUCCAUCCUCAUUAUUAAUUAUUGUAUUUGUACAUACAUGUAUAUAUACGUGUAUAGUAUAUGAAUUUUAUAAGCUAUGUCAUUAUAGAAUAAAAUCUUCAAUGAUCAUGGGUUAUAAAAUUCGAACAUUAUACAAUUAUAGAUUUCAUGUCUUGAUUAUAAUGACUUACUACUUGGGAACAACAAUGACAAUGUAUUUAAGCUAGGCUAUUUUCUUUUAAGUCAACAUCUCUGCAACAUCUUUUAUGUUGAAAAAACAUAGAGUAUGGCAUUGCUUAUGUCCAUCCCACCGAUAUUAAAUGAAAAUGGACGAAUCUAUACCAGGAAGCAAAUUAUAAGAGGAAACAAUUUAAAUCAAGUAUAUCAGAGACCUAUAUAGUAUAUAGGUCUCUGAGUAUAUAUACAUGCAUGUACAUGAAGUCCAUAUCAAGGAUGUAUCUACAAUGUACAUAUAUAUAAAUCUAGAUGGACAAAGCACCAUGAUGGACACCUGAUAUUCAUCAUACCCGGUAAUUUUUAUGUCU
Messenger RNA from Pecten maximus, 5842 nucleotides. RefSeq lists its product as uncharacterized. The coding region runs from base 33 to 623 and encodes 196 amino acids. Lineage: Eukaryota; Metazoa; Mollusca; Bivalvia; Pectinida; Pectinidae. Gene Ontology annotation, cellular component: external side of plasma membrane. The record is from RefSeq and is a predicted model, not a curated record. Gene Ontology annotation, molecular function: signaling receptor activity. The transcript has 4 exons.